Dunckerocampus dactyliophorus (ringed pipefish) is the source of this 759-nucleotide messenger RNA. RefSeq names its product rapunzel 2 (gene rpz2). NCBI's taxonomy places the organism in Eukaryota, Metazoa, Chordata, Actinopteri, Syngnathiformes, Syngnathidae. Bases 1 to 759 code for a protein of 252 amino acids. The transcript has a single exon. The record is from RefSeq and is a predicted model, not a curated record.
AUGGUAGAUGCUGCACAGCUAAAGAAAACCACAGCCACUGUUUUGGGCUACGUGGAGAAGGUGUCCUCCUUCGCCUCCUCCAUCGACCCCAUCUUUGGCAUCGUCUCCUCGCUGGUGGGUGUGGCUCGCAAGGGCCUCAUGGACGAGGAGGGCCACACGUUGGACAAGGACUUCCAAGCCAUCCACACCAAAUUGGAGAGCAUCUCAGAGAAGAACCUACAGUGCCUGAGGCAGAUCCGAAUUGACGAGGUGAACGAGACCUACGGCAAGUACGAGGAGUACAUCAAGCACCAGUAUGUGGCCUUCAACAACAUGGUGUCCCAGAUGAAGAAAGACCCCGGGAACACUCGGAACUACAUGGAAAACUUUGAGAAGAUCUACGAGCGAGACAAGUUGGACACUGGCCUCGAUGUGUACUAUCGUGGCGUGAUGGGCACCAACACGCUGUUCGGAAGACCCCUGCUCAAGGUCUACCUGGACAACUGCAACAGCGACCUGGAGAUCAUGGAGCACCGCUGCUCGCACAUUGCUCACCUCUUCCACAUGGGUCUCAUCGCCUUAAUGGCCUACACGGCAGUCACUGAGGACGACGAGCAGGAGGUGCGGGAGAAAUGGGCCACCAGGGUGCACGACAUCCAGGAGAAGAUGCAGGAGGUGCUCAGUCAGUGCAAGGCCCAAAAUCCAGAUCCAGAUCCUGCUGUUGAACAUGUCCCAGAAGACCAACCACAGAAGACCAAGCAUAGGCCUGUGGACCAGUAG